CUACUACUUUCUGGUGUCCCUGGCUGUGGCUGACAUCCUGGUGGGCUGCCUCGCCAUCCCCUUCGCCAUCACCAUCAGCAUCGGCAUUCAGCUGGACUUCUACGGGUGCUUGUUUCUCGCCUGUUUUGUUUUGGUACUCACUCAGAGCUCUAUCUUCAGUCUUCUCGCAAUCGCGAUCGACCGAUAUUUGGCCGUGAAGAUCCCGCUGAGGAAACUCAAUCACUGCGUGUCAUUUCCACUGGAACCCAUGGAAGCAGAGGCAGCCAGCAGGGACAGCACUGUGCUGCAUGAUAUUUCCAGGAAUUGAAGAAUAUCAUCAGAUGGGAAGUGUCUGUCUGCAGGUGGUGUUGUUUGUAGACUUGCAGCAUGCUAGCGAGCUUUCCGUUAGAGUUUAUUUUUAAGAACACACCCCAGCUUUGUUGUGUGAGAAGUGGGUGCUGUUUGGCUUAGACAUGCUGUCAUUUCCAUUUCGGUCAAACAACGCGGCUAGAAUGGAUAGUUUGACAUUAGUUUGGGACAAAAGUGGCCUCGCACCUCUCAAAGGGCUUGUAAAGUUUCUAUUUUUGACCCACAGAACAAAACAAGACCUCCUUUUGAUCAAACCUGACUUUUUACACAUUCUAUAAGGUUACUGUAAACCUAGCUCCACACCCCAUCAUACGUGUGAUAACAUAAUCAGUGUGUGUGUGUGUGUCUCUAAUUAUGUGUCCACAAGCUUUUGUGUGUGAGUUGGGUCUCUGCAGGCCUGUGGAACCACAAUUCUUUCUUAGAUUAAAGUUUUCUGCAGAUGUUUUUUAAUGUGAAAAAGCCAGAUGUUUCAAUCCCAUGAGAUACAUUUCUCACACACUCUCUUCUCAAUGCUCUCCUCAAGCCCCCAGUCUCACUAUUGUGAUUCCUCGGAAAAAGACCCUCUGGCUGCUUCCUCCUCCUGUUCUGUUGAUGUUCUGGAUUCAACCGAAGCACAUCUGGACCUUUAUCAGCAGGUACAAGGAGCUGAUGACAGGAAAGACUUCCAGAGAAAUCAUAGCAAUUUUAUGGAUCCUUUCUUUUGUGAUUGGCCUCAUUCCCUUCUUUGGGUGGAACUUAAAGUACUCGAGCUGCAACAACAGCAGCUCUGAAGAGGACAACACUGUGGACUACAAACACAGGGGGGGGCUGCCGCAGAACUGCAACCUCGAGUGUUACUUUGAGAGUGUGGUGGACAUGAAGUACAUGGUCUACUUUAACUUCUUCGUGUGUGUCCUGCUGCCACUGCUGAUCAUGCUGGGCAUCUACGUGAAGAUCUUCACCGUGGCCAGGAAGCAGCUGAGGCUGAUUGAGCUCAAGUGUGUGGGCAACGGGGACAAUCAAAACCACGGUCUGCUGCAGAAGGAGAUCAGAGCAGCCAAGUCCCUCUCCAUUAUUGUGGGACUGUUCGUCGUCUGCUGGCUGCCAGUCCACAUCCUCAACUGUCUCACUCUGUUUUACAGGGAGCUCGAGAAGCCGGAGUCAGUCAUGUAUGUUGCCAUUAUUCUGUCUCACGCCAACUCAGCGGUAAACCCAAUCAUCUACGCUUACCGCAUCCAGGACUUCAGGAACACGUUCCGCAAAAUCCUGUCCCAGCACCUGCUGUGCCGCAGGGAGGACCUUUACCUCAGCUCCAAUGGCAGCAGACGCCACAAAGACCAGAUCCACAUGACCAUUGACCCUCUGCUAUAGAGACACGGCAUGGGCCACUGGGAUCAACUCUUGAUUUUGGUUUUUACUGAGGUUUCUAAUGUUUACAGAACAAGGGUGACAUGUGUCAAUCCAGCCUUGAAUGUGGAGAUUUAUUUAUAAAUUGUGACAAAUCACUAUACGGGGGUUGUCAACAAAAUACUCAACAAGUCUUACAUAACUUUUGUGCGAAGGUUUAGAUGAAACUGUUGAAGCAAACUGGAUUUGUAAGAAUGUGAAGAGAAUCCAAAUCAAACUCCUCAUUCUGAGAUGACCUUGCUGCAAAAAACAGCCCUUUUUUUCUGCCCUGCUGGUUUUAUCGUAAACAUUCAGUGCCAGUGUUAAAUAAUUUAUUACAAGACCAUGUCUUUGAGAAUGUAACGAUAAAAAAACUGUGUGAAUAGAUCUGUGCUUGUGGACUGAAAAAGGUACUGUAGUAGGUUUUCUCAUCUGUGGUUAUUUUGGCUCAUCAAGCUUUCGAAAGGAACCAAUCAUUGCCUCCGUAUUCUGAGAGGACAUAUUUUCUGUAUUUAUUUAUAAAGUUCAUUUAGAUAGAGGAUAUGGAGGCAUGAAACUUUGCAUAUCUUUACCCAAAAAUGAGGCAGAUAACAAAAAUACAUAGUACCUUUUUAGAGUAUAUUGUUCUUUUUGUUAUUGAACUAAGUGCCAGUGAUCGUAGGAAGAACAGCAAGAAGAAUGUAUGCAGAGAGCUAAAAAAAAGGCCACUUAAUUAAAUACACCAAGAAACAAAGAUUCCCCUGAGCACCAUCUCAUCUCCGUCACAAACCAUCCUGUGUCAGGAACUCACCUGCUCAUUAUGAAGAGCAUUUCUGCACAAAUGUUAUAAAUAAUUACUAGGCUGAGAUAUUUUAUGUCCUUCAGGACUGAUGAGCUACCGGUGCGUCCAACCCAGCUCGAACUAAAAUGUAUUUACUGCCAUCUUAAAACUGCUCCAACUUCCUAAAUUUCCCAAAAAAUCAUGCAGGCUUAACUUUAUAAACCUUUAUCAGUCAGUGCUUUUACAUGCACAUCAGUUAACUGAACUAAUGCCUUAAAAUUACUGGCAUUAUUUUUAAUGCAUGUAAACACAUUAGUCUGGUUCUAAUAAAGCUGAAGUAUCCAGAUAAUGCAGUUGAAGACCGACUUCCUCUGCAUGUAAACGGUUCAGUCGCGCUGUGUUCAGCUUGGAAGCGGCCUUCUGAUAAUAUUGUCUCAUCAAACCAUAACAUACGCACCAAAUAAGCUGCACUGCAGUAUUGUUGUCCAUUCAUUUGCCCAUUGUGCAUUUGUUUACUAUCUGUGUUGCUAUAGGCUAACCGGAAGAGUGCCGACCUGAAGGGGCGCAUGCUGCCACCUACUGUAGUGGAGUGGAACGCACUUCAUUCAAGAGCUUGAUUUUCUAAUGUACAUGUAAACUAAGUUUUCUACAGUUUAUUACGGUAGAUCAACAUAGAUGUACAUGUAAAUGCACCGACUGUUGUUUGAACUUAACAAGGUUAUAGAAUAGAAUAGACUUUAUUGAUCCACAGUGUGGAAAUUCACUCUUUACGACUGCACAUACACUUAGAGAAUAGAAACUAAAUAAUACAGGUAAAAACACAAAGGCAGUAGGCAAAUAUUGUAACCUUCAGCAAUUAAAAUAAAGAAUAAAAAUAGAAAAUUGAGUAAAAAAUGUUGAAUUCCUGGUAGACUUCCUAAAAUAACCUCGCAUGCAAUAAUAUGAAAUUUACAAGAUGGGUUCUGCUUUAAGAUUUUAGCAAUACCCUUUGGUACAGACUAGUGAUUAGCUCAUCAGUCCCGUAGGACAAAAACUUUUAUUUUUCCAAAAAGAGGCCAUUCAAGAAGCCAUCUACAACAAGCAAGAUUUUUAUUUAUUUAUAACUUUGACACAAAUUAUUGUAAAAUCCCUUUCAGCCACCGACCCAGGAAGUAAUAAACUGACUGUUUCUUGGUAGAAAUAAAACACAUCAGUACAGAGACAGCUAUGAGCAGCAUCAUGUCCUUAAGUCUUCAUUCUCAGAGCGGCUGACAUAAAAGCUCCAUUGUUUUCAUUUAUCAGAUCAGAUCAGCUCCAAACCCACAGCAGUCAUUAGACCUGAAAUGAAUCAAUGCGUUGCACUGAAGAGUCUCUGUGAUAAACCUAUUUAACUGUGUUGAAAAGAUGUGUGACUAAGUCUUGAUUGCACAGAACAGUAGAAAAUGCUGUGAUAUAGGUCAGUUGCACUCGUUGGAACCCGUGAUAGAAGUUUUUAAUUGGCAGAUUCAACUCUUGCUGCCCUUCUUGGAAGUUUAACGUGCAAAUUACAGUUUGUGUAAAGCACGAAAACGCCUCUGCCAACAUCUGUGACAGCGGCGACGUGCUCUGGUCAUCAAACGGACAAAGCACUGACGUUUUCUGUUUCCUGUUUGAGAAGUGCUCUGAAGUCCAGCCACUAAUUCACAACCGCUCCCUGAGUCUGUUGUUCGGCUCCUCCGACGAGUGAAUUCAAGGGCUAAAACACGGGAGUGUGCCGGCGUGUUAGUACAUUCCAACAGACGUCGAUACUGUAACUGCACUGUAACUUUCUUUUAUCGUCUUUGUUGAUUGAUGAUGUGUAAAAACAAGUACUGUAGGUGUCAAGC
Messenger RNA from Nothobranchius furzeri (turquoise killifish), 4317 nucleotides. It is a transcript of the gene adora2b, whose product is annotated as adenosine A2b receptor. Gene Ontology annotation, molecular function: G protein-coupled adenosine receptor activity. Gene Ontology annotation, cellular component: plasma membrane. The record is from RefSeq and is a predicted model, not a curated record. NCBI's taxonomy places the organism in Eukaryota, Metazoa, Chordata, Actinopteri, Cyprinodontiformes, Nothobranchiidae. Gene Ontology annotation, biological process: adenylate cyclase-activating G protein-coupled receptor signaling pathway; G protein-coupled adenosine receptor signaling pathway; vasodilation.